Molecule: messenger RNA, 1732 nt
Organism: Glycine soja
Lineage: Eukaryota; Viridiplantae; Streptophyta; Magnoliopsida; Fabales; Fabaceae
Product: dnaJ protein ERDJ3B-like
Exons: 10
Coding region: 234-1265 (343 amino acids)
Biological process (GO): protein folding
Source: RefSeq, a predicted model, not a curated record
UCAAGUCUUGGCGGAAUCACUUUCAGGUCCGCCACUGUAAAAGCACCACCCACAAUACAAUAACCCAUCCCAAGCGAUUCGAUUCCAUUCAAUAAUCAAUAACACAACACGCACAUUCGAUUCCUCGUCCCAAACCCUAUUCCCCAAUUUCGAUUCCUAUUCCAACGAGAUCCCAAGUAACACAGCAGAUCCCUAAAAUUAAAAUUCCGUUUCGGAGAGAUCCAAGUCUCUUCAUGGCGCCUCGUGGAGCCACGCUGUUGUUCCUUCUAUGCGCUCUCUGCUAUUCUCUCAUCGCCAUUGCUGGAAAGAGCUAUUACGAUAUACUUCAACUUUCUAAGGGUGCGUCGGACGAACAGAUAAAGAGAGCGUAUAGGAAGCUAGCAUUGAAGUACCAUCCUGAUAAGAACCCGGGCAAUGAAGAGGCUAAUAAGAAAUUUGCGGAGAUUAGCAAUGCGUAUGAAGUAUUGUCUGAUAGCGAGAAGAGGAAUAUUUACGAUAGGUAUGGUGAAGAGGGUUUGAAGCAGCAUGCUGCUAGUGGAGGCAGAGGUGGUGGAAUGAACUUCCAAGAUAUUUUUAGCACUUUCUUUGGUGGGGGACCAAUGGAGGAAGAAGAGAAAAUUGUAAAAGGAGAUGACUUGGUUGUUGAUUUGGAUGCAACACUUGAAGAUUUGUACAUGGGAGGUACCUUGAAGGUUUGGAGGGAAAAGAAUGUACUAAAGCCUGCUCCUGGGAAAAGACGCUGUAACUGUAGAAAUGAGGUUUAUCACAAGCAAAUUGGGCCUGGGAUGUUUCAACAGAUGACAGAGCAGGUCUGUGAGCAAUGUCCUAACGUCAAAUACGUAAGGGAGGGGUAUUUCAUCACUGUUGAUAUUGAGAAAGGCAUGCAAGAUGGGCAGGAGGUGCUAUUCUAUGAGGAUGGAGAGCCCAUAAUUGAUGGGGAAUCUGGAGAUUUAAGGUUUCGUAUCCGAACUGCACCUCAUGACGUCUUCAGAAGAGAAGGCAAUGACUUGCACUCUACUGUCACUAUAACUCUUGUUCAAGCCCUUGUUGGUUUUGAGAAGACCAUUAAACACCUAGAUGAGCAUCUGGUGGACAUAAGCACAAAGGAAAUCACAAAGCCAAAGCAGGUGAGGAAGUUCAAAGGGGAGGGUAUGCCAUUGCAUAUGAGCAACAAAAAAGGAGAUCUUUACGUCACUUUUGAGGUUCUAUUUCCCACGUCUCUAAGGGAGGAGCAGAAAACAAAGAUAAAAGCAAUUCUUGGUUAGAAUACGAACAAGAUAGGUGUUAUUUCGCUUAUUAUGUCCUCAAUGUAACAUGGUUAGGUGGUUAUAGUAAACGCAUACCUUGGGCUUCUCGUCCAUUCCCCUUUUUUUUGUUAGUUGACAAAUAGAUACCUUUUUCCCCCGUUCGUAAUGAUGCGCAUCCUGUAACUCUUGCCGUCCAUUGAAUUCAAUUGCCUUCUUGGCGGUGCUAUUUUGAUACGAGGAAAAUAACACUCGCUGAAAAGAAAAAGAAAAUGCUUCCAUUGUUUUGUACCGUGCCUGAAAUCGUUCAUCUUGUGAACUAAGAUUAGAUUGCUGUAAAACUUAAUGUCGUCUUACUGAAGUUGAUGCAUUUGUAGCUGCGGAACUAGAUUAGAAUGCAUAUGGACCAUAACCAUUGAGCAUACGUUUGUACCUGCACUCGACGGCUAUUAAACUUUCAUUUCAAUAUUUAAAGGUUGACAAGCUCA